Messenger RNA from Nymphalis io (European peacock), 1052 nucleotides. It is a transcript of the gene Tyms, whose product is annotated as thymidylate synthase. Gene Ontology annotation, molecular function: thymidylate synthase activity. Lineage: Eukaryota; Metazoa; Arthropoda; Insecta; Lepidoptera; Nymphalidae. The transcript has 5 exons. The coding region runs from base 115 to 1002 and encodes 295 amino acids. Gene Ontology annotation, cellular component: mitochondrion; cytosol. The record is from RefSeq and is a predicted model, not a curated record. Gene Ontology annotation, biological process: dTMP biosynthetic process.
UAAAAAUAAAAAUUUGGCGGUUAAAGUAUCUCGCUUCUUUACUCUGUUUUCAUUUUUGAAUUAAUUACAAAAUAUAGUAUCAUUUAGAAAAAUAAGUACUUAGACUAAAUUACGAUGGAUAACGAAACCGCGUCACCACACGAUGAGUAUCAGUAUUUGAACCUAGUAAAGAAAAUAAUUGAGACAGGCGAAAAAAGGAUCGACAGAACUGGUGUUGGUACCUUAUCUAUUUUCGGUGCCAUGGAAAGAUAUUCCUUGGAUAAUAAUACGUUACCAUUACUAACUACCAAAAGAGUAUUUGUAAGGGGUGUCAUAGAAGAACUGCUGUGGAUGAUAUCUGGAAACACUGACAGUAAAGUCCUAGCAAGUAAAGGAGUACAUAUUUGGGAUGCAAAUGGUUCUAGAACAUUUCUAGAUAAUUUAGGUUUUACUGAUAGAGAAGAAGGGGAUCUUGGACCAGUGUAUGGGUUCCAGUGGAGAUAUAGCGGGGCUGAAUAUGUGAAUGCUAAAACCGAUUACAAAACACAGGGCAUCGAUCAACUACAAAAUGUUAUAAACACAAUCAAAAAUAAUCCCAACGACAGAAGAAUGUUGAUGUGUGCCUGGAAUCCCCCAGACUUGAGUAAAAUGGCACUCCCUCCGUGCCACUGCUUAGCACAAUUCUAUGUCGCCAAUGGAAAGCUUUCUUGUCUCCUGUACCAGAGAAGUGCCGAUAUGGGCCUAGGUGUCCCAUUCAACAUUGCAAGUUAUGCUUUAUUAACACAUAUGAUCGCACAUGUAACAAACCUGCAGGCUUCCGAGUUCAUUCAUACAACAGGUGACACUCACGUGUACUUGAACCACAUCGAACCCUUAAAAAUACAGUUAGAAAGACAACCGAGACCUUUCCCAACGUUGGAGUUUGCUCGCAAAAUUGAGUCUAUAGAUGAUUUCAAAUAUGAAGAUUUUGUCAUUAAAAAUUAUAAUCCUUGUCCAAAGAUUGAAAUGGAAAUGGCUGUAUAAAUUCUAUUAUUACAUACAUACAUAAUAAUCGACGGUAUUUUUAAAUUUGU